Molecule: messenger RNA, 1599 nt
Organism: Sorghum bicolor (sorghum)
Lineage: Eukaryota; Viridiplantae; Streptophyta; Magnoliopsida; Poales; Poaceae
Product: mitogen-activated protein kinase kinase 10
Exons: 1
Coding region: 1-1083 (360 amino acids)
Biological process (GO): protein phosphorylation
Cellular component (GO): cytoplasm
Molecular function (GO): ATP binding; protein serine/threonine kinase activity
Source: RefSeq, a predicted model, not a curated record
AUGGCAACGACGAAGCUGAGACAGCGCACGCAGCUCCGGCUGUCCGUGCUGCCGCCGGCGUUUCCACCGCCGUUCAUGUACCAGGAGCACCCGUUCGGCGGCCUGCCGUCCUGGCCGCCCGGCUCGCCCGACCCCGUCGUCGACAGCCUCGCGGAGCUCGAGAGGGUGGGCGUCCUCGGCCACGGCGCGGACGGUACGGUCUACAAGGCGCGGCACCGCCGCUCGGGCGCGGAGCUCGUGGUCAAGUCGCUGCGCGUGCGCGCCGACGGCGGCGCCGCGCUCCGGGAAGCCGACGUGCACCUCCGCGUGGCCGCCGCGGCGCCCGACCACCCGCACGUCGUCCGCCUCCACGGGGUCUUCCCCGGGAACCCGGCCUCCUGCAGCGAUCAGCCGCUCCUGCGCCUGGUCCUCGAGUACGUUCCUGGCGGCUCGCUCGGCGACGUGCUCCGGCGGUGCGGCCGCCUCCCGGAGGACGCCAUCGCGGGCGUGGCGCGGCACGUGCUCUGCGGCCUGCGCCACCUGCACCGCCUCGGCAUCGUCCACGGCGACGUCAAGCCGUCGAACCUCCUCGUCGGCCGCCAGGGCGAGGUCAAGAUCGCCGACUUCGGUGCCAGCCGCCACGUCCCCAGCGCCGGCGGUGCGCACCGACUGGCCGGGGCCGAGGGGACGUGCGCGUACAUGAGCCCGGAGAGGCUGGACCCGGAAAGUUUCGGCGCGGCCUCGCCGUCGGGCGCCGCCGACCUCUCCAGCGACGUGUGGUCCCUUGGAGUGGUCCUCUUAGAAUGCCACAUGGGUAGGUUCCCGCUGGUGGCGGUUGGGGAGAGGCCGGAGUGGGCGGCUCUGGUGGUGACCGUGUGCUUCGGGAGCGCGCCGGAGGUGCCUGUGACGGCAUCGUCGGAGUUCAGGGGCUUCGUGCGGCGGUGCCUGGAGAAAGACUGGCGGAGAAGGGCCACAGUGGACGAACUUCUCGGUCACCCCUUCGUCGCGGGGGUGCCACCAUGUUGCGCCACCACCACCACCAACGAGUGGCUCACCAACUUCGAUGACGAACUGAUGACAGUCGAACGCAAAGAACACACCUAAUAAGCUAAUACAGAACUCAACGAACGUGGCAAUGACGAAAAUAAAGUCCUAAUGGUGAUCAACGGCCUCGUGAAGGAAGAUGCAAAUCCAACUGAACAUGAGGCCGGCCAAGCGAACUUGAUCAGGUUUGGGAGCAUAAUUCAGAGGUGUCUGACAACUCCCACGGUAGAGCUGGUGAUUAGCUGCAGGCUGCAGUUGCUUUGUGAGGCAAAAAACGACCAGCUUCAUGAUCCGUGGUGUCUGGUAAACACGCAGUGGUUUGCAAGCAGAUUUGGGCGAAUCGUCAUGAAUGCUAGCUGCGAGCUGCUCGAGGGAAUAAUGGCUUGGCUUUGGCUAUUCCGGCCAAUGUUGAGCUCCAAGCCUCCAAUGGUUGUUUGCGGUGUCAUACUGUCAUUGACAGAUCUCAGUUUUAGAAAUAUAUUCCUUCCGUUUUUAAUGCACGUCAUAAACGGAGGGAGUACCAUCACACAAUCUUGUACUACGAUUUUAUCAACGCCUGUUCAUGCACUUUUCAAU